Messenger RNA from Amaranthus tricolor (Joseph's coat), 1208 nucleotides. RefSeq names its product THO complex subunit 4B-like. Bases 162 to 887 code for a protein of 241 amino acids. Gene Ontology annotation, biological process: mRNA export from nucleus. The record is from RefSeq and is a predicted model, not a curated record. The transcript is spliced from 5 exons. Gene Ontology annotation, cellular component: nucleus. Gene Ontology annotation, molecular function: mRNA binding. Lineage: Eukaryota; Viridiplantae; Streptophyta; Magnoliopsida; Caryophyllales; Amaranthaceae.
UAAAAACUUGCGCAGCUGAUUUUCCUUAGUCAAUAGGUAUUAUUAGCAUUUCUAUCUCUUCAUCACUCUCUUUCUUCUCUUCUCCUUUUCCCUCUUCAGAGCAAACCCUAGAUCUCUAACUUGUUUUUUCGUUGUUCUCCCUUCUCUCAAAUCCUUUAACAAUGGAGAGCCAUUUAAAUAUGUCCCUAGACGAUCUCAUCAAGAUGAACAAAUCUUCUUCCGGUCGUGGCGGCGGUGGCGGUGGCGGUGGCGGUGGUGGAAGAGGACGAGGUCGUUCCGGCGCUGCUCCUUCUAGAAGAUUCGCUAAUCGUACUGCUAAUCGGUCUACUCCGUAUUCUCUUCCUAUGUCUAAGGCGCCAGAAACGUUUUGGCAGCAUGAUAUGUUUGGUAAUCAAGGUGGAGCGUCUUCUCUUGAGACUGGAACUAAGCUUUACAUCUCUAAUUUGGAUUACGGUGUUUCUAAUGAAGAUAUCAAGGAGCUGUUUUCAGAGGUUGGUGAUCUGAAGCGAUUUUCUGUGCAUUAUGAUAGAAGCGGAAGAUCAAAGGGGACUGCGGAAGUUGUUUAUUCGCGGAGGGGAGAUGCCCUGGCUGCUGUCAAGAGGUAUAACAAUGUGGAGCUUGAUGGAAAGCCAAUGAAAAUCGAGAUUGUGGGGACAAAUGUUGCGUCUGCAGGAGCACUGCCUCCAGCUGCUAACGGAAUUGGUCGAAAUCCACUUGGUCCAAGAAGUGGACAAGGAAGAGGAGGUGCAAUGGGACGCCCACGUGGUGGCCGUGGUUUUGGCAGAGGCCGCGGCAGAGGAAGAGAUCGGGUUGAGAAGGUGGUAUCUGCAGAAGAUCUGGAUGCCGACUUGGACAAGUACCACUCAGAAUCAAUGCAGACAAACUAAAACAUCUCUAUGGUUUUCAUUUGUUCGCUUGGGUAUGAAACCCCUUGUGCCUGCAACUGUGCCUUUGAUGGCGUCAACUGUUUUAUUUGUUCCAAAUAUCUAAUUAGGCAAAGGUUUGUAGAUGGCAGUAGUUGCUAUUUGGUAAUGAAGCUUGGCCCUUGUAUCCUGCUUCGUUUGAUUGGGGGUAAACUUAGCAAUUAUGAACAGAUAUGAGUGUAUUAUUAUCCAGAUAUGUUGCCUUUGUACUUCCAUGUGUUAUAUCUUGGGAAAAUCGGAUCUUUUUGGCUGUUCAAACACAAUGGAUAGACGCCCUCGAGAUGA